Molecule: messenger RNA, 2625 nt
Organism: Penaeus vannamei (Pacific white shrimp)
Lineage: Eukaryota; Metazoa; Arthropoda; Malacostraca; Decapoda; Penaeidae
Product: protein wntless
Biological process (GO): Wnt protein secretion; intracellular protein transport; Wnt signaling pathway
Cellular component (GO): endomembrane system; organelle membrane
Molecular function (GO): Wnt-protein binding
Source: RefSeq, a predicted model, not a curated record
UCGAUCGCCCGUUUUCUUUCUACGGAAGUCUAACAUCUUGUGUGUGGAGUAAUAUCGACACAUCAUGUUGGGAACCGUACUAGAAAGUCUGAGUGACCGUAGAUUAGGCAGAUUUCUCGUCCUUCUGUUGCUAUGCCAAGCUUUGUGCUUUAUAAUUGGCAGUCUCGUCGCACCUGCACCGUCCUCUGUGAUGUCCAUGUUAGGCACAAAAUGCAUUGACAAGAACUACAACAGCACAAAGUGGUACUGGCGUCGCGGAAAGCAGCCGUGCGAAAGCAUUGGUGACUUCGACAGCCCCAUCGUUGAGGAGCAGAUGAUCACUGCCAAUCACAUCAUCUUCAGUUUCCAGAUUCCUAUCCCCAAGGAUGGCUUUGUCCUGGACUAUUCCCGCUGGCAACAGAGCCUGACUGCUGCGCUGUAUCUGGAUAUGCCCUAUAGUGAGGGGGAUGGACCAGCACCAGAUGCCGUGAUGACCCUAGAUGCUCGCUUGGGCUACAGCGACCGAGGGGACCCAGCGGGAAAAUGGACAGAAUAUGCCUCGUCUAAAGAGUAUAGACAUCUAGCAUGUUCUAUCGCGCAGAAAAGGCCAGGGUCCAUGUACAGUUGCUCUCCUGUGCCGCUUUUUAGACUGGGAUCUCUACACCAUGACUUCUAUCUCUUGAAUAUCCGACUGCCAGUGGACAUGUUCGAUACGUCCGAAGAAACUGGUAUGAACACAAAACUCGGCCAAAUCAAUGACAUGUGGGUUUCGUUCAUCCACCAGAACGGGGGCUUCACCAAAGUAUGGUUGUCCCUCAAAACCAUCUUUUUCCCGGUGGUUUUAGUCACCGUCCUCUGGUUCUGGCGCCGUGUGGCCCAGCUUCCCCGGCCGCCAACCCUCCUAGAGAACAUACUGGUGCUUCUUGGGGCUUCUCUCUCGCAGCUGAAUUGUCCACUGGAGUACCUGACCUUGGCACUCGACUGCCCGUGGAUGCCUCUUCUCAAUGACCUCAGGCAUGGGUUUUUCUAUGCCACGCUCCUCCCCUUUUGGCUUAUCUUUAUCGGAGAACACAUAAUGACUGAUAAUAAGGCCAUAUCCCGCGGCCUCUACGUUCUCGGCGUUCUUCUAGUCUUAUCAGGGUGUUUGGUGCCGUUCGCCUUCGACUGCGUGCAUUAUGGACGUCAGCUCAGCAACCCUUUCUAUGCCCAGCGGGCCUCGGGUACACUAGCAAUGGGCAUGGCAGUCUUAAAGUGCAUCUUGGGAGGAGUCUACUUCUGUUUUCUUUCGUAUCUGAUCUGGAAGGCAUUCACAGACAUCGGAAGAAGAUAUCAGUCACUGGCGAAUAAAGAUCAGCCUAAUGAAUUAAGUAGGCCUACCUUUAAACGUUACAGGGCUAUGAUGGCAGCGACUCACAUUUGUGCCGCACUUACCAUCAUUUUCAUCGUCCUUUUAAGGGUCUCGGAGGCGCAGGCGACCGGGUACGAAAACAUCAAGCUGGAAUACACGAGCGGCUUCUUCACUGGAGUUUAUGGCACGUGGAACAUUUACACUUUCUCUCUCCUCUGCCUCUAUGCUCCUUCGCGAAUACAUGCAUGAGCAAAAUGUGAUGAAUACAUAAGUAGAUACAUGAGUAGGAAUAUGUCCUAGGGGAGGAAAAGAUGUUACGUGAUGUAUGUCAGAGGUUUUAGGUAUUUUUUAAACCAGUGGUUCCCAACCUUUUGUACGCUUGCACCCCUAGGAAAAUUUUACCGUGUCCUCGCACCCCCUUUAAAUUUAUAAUUCAUUUGAGAAGGUGAAUUUAUACUAAAUUUUAUCAACAAAAGAAAACAUUAUUUUUCAUUUCUUAACAAUAAGCUAACAAAAAUCAAACAUGGACAAGAAAACAUGUUGAAUAAACCCUACAAAAAAUCACUUGCUUGAAAUACCUACAUAUAAAAAUCAAGAACUAACUUUAAAACGUUUAUAGAAAUGAAUUUCCAGUUCAGUGGCUCUUUUCUUCCUGUUUCUUGAUUAUGUGUAAUAAAUAGAUUAACUGCCUGUCUUCAAGAUGGACACUUCUCACACCCCUUGGAAUACUGUCUGACACUCCCAGGAAACCCUGAUUUAAACCAAUAAACAUUAUAAACCUUGCUUCAGACUGCCUUUCGUCGGUUUGUUUACUUAGUUGUGUCACUCGGAGCUUUACCGGAGUGUAGACUUUCCCGACACGAAAGCCAGAUUGAUGUAAAUAAGAAAGACAUUUAAAAAGGAGGUUAUUAAAAGGACAUUGAAGCAAAGACAAACACAAAAAUCGAAAGCCUCUAAAAUUUACGUGUAUGUUAAAUUAAAAUAAAAUUGCAAAAGUGAAUAAAGGCAAAUUAAGAUAGAUAAAUGGAUAAAUGAAUAGUAAUAAUAAUGGAAGAAAUAGACAGGAAGACGAAAACAGGGUUUGAAUGUUCUCCUGACGUUACGAAUCUAUAAAAAUCGACGUAUUCUUUCUCUUUCUCUCAUUGCAUCUCACAUUUGUCUUUUUUUCUUUUCCUGUUAGUCUGUGUAUUCUUUCUUUUUCUCUCUUGACGUGUUUUUCCUUUAUGUGGAUGUUUGUCUUUUAAGGAAGAUGACAUGUCUUUGAAUCUUUGUUUGUCUUUUAAGGAAGAUGACAUGUC